Molecule: messenger RNA, 2952 nt
Organism: Durio zibethinus
Lineage: Eukaryota; Viridiplantae; Streptophyta; Magnoliopsida; Malvales; Malvaceae
Source: RefSeq, a predicted model, not a curated record
UUGAGCAAAAAAAUUAUGACAUUACCUUAAACAGUAAAGCUUCAAAUUUUUGGCCAGGCUUUGACCAAGUUUAGAGGCCUGCUUCAAGGACUACCUACCAGUUUUUCACACGUGUUUUUUCUUGCCUCAGCUCCAAUGCAAAUUCCCAGAAGAAACCAUCUCAUCUCUGCAAGGGCAAUGUCUCCAUUUUGCAUGUGAAAAUAAGCUCUUUAGGCUGCAUAGAUUACAGUGAUCUCUCAUUCUCAGAUAUCCGUUUGAUACUGAAAAAGAGAGAAACAUGCAAAAGGAAAAUAAAGAGAAAAAGAGAGAUCCUUAACUAUGACCCCAAAUCAUUUAACCCCACCACGUAUGCGUCUCAGACUUCUCGUGAGUAGCCAAACCCAACAUUAAAUAACAGGAAAGAAACAAGAACAAAAGAAAAAAAAAGUAAAGAAACCCAAUCCCCCGUCCCUUGCAGCUCACUCAUUCACUCUUUCUAUCUCCCUUUCUGUUUCUCUCUCUCAAUAGCUUUGCAAAGGGUAAGAUAAUGUUUUAUCCCACCGACUCCAUUUCUUCAACUUAGAGCCUCUUAUCCAAUAAUUAACAUCAAUGUCACAGUAGAACUCAGUUACCGCAAAGGGAGGGUAAAACAGGUAAGAUAAAUAGGAGGAAAGAGAUGGAUUUAAGUAGUAGAAGAGCAGGAGCUAAGAGCAGUGUUGUUGCAGGGUCAGUGUGGGAAACUAGAAUGAAAAAUGAUGAAGUCAAAGGUGGAAUUAAGGUUUUCAAUGGAGAAGAAAACAGCAAUACUGAAGAAAAUACUGAUGGUGGUAAUAAAAAACUAAGCUCGAGUAAAGGCCAGACUAUUGGCAGUGUGGCUGUUAGUGGCAAGAGAAAGACUUGGAAAAGUGAAAGCUUUGAAGGGUUUGAGAGGAAGAAGACAUUUCAGAUUGCUAAAGGCAAAACUGAGGAACAAUGCAAGGAGUUGAGUGUGUCCGUUGAUGGAAUUAAGAAGAGCCCCAUUCGGGUAGCUAAAGGAAGAUCCGUCGUACAUUGCAAAGACUUGAGCUUGUCUGUUGAUGGAAUUAAGAAGACUCCAGUUCAGGUCAACAAAGGAAGAUCUGAAGGAGUUAGAGAACUUAGUAAGUCUGUUGAUGGAAUUGAGAGAGGCCCAAUUCAUAUGAAGAAGCCAAGAUCUGAAGUUCCUAAAAGGUCUUCUGAUAUUACUGAAUCUGGUGAGAGAAUAGAAGGGAAUUCAGUUCAAUUAAGGAAGGCAAAAUCAGAUUCAGUUAAGGCCUCAGAUCAGUCUGGUAAUGGAAACGGAAAUGAAGAGAAUUCACUUCAACUGAGGAGGUCGAAAUCCGAGGAGAGUAAAGUUUCGGUUUUGGAUGAUCAAAAAAAGGGGAAUCAUGUUUCCGUUGAAGAAAAUGAGAAGAACCCAGUUGAAACAGACAAGAAUGGAUCUGAGUCUGAGGAGAACUGUAAAGAGUUUGGUUUGUGCCAAGAAAAUGUCAUUUCAAGCAGGACAAGCAAUGGAAAUAUGGUCAAAUCAUCUCCUGAAGUAUUAGUUGUUGAAGAUGAUGGUGAUGGUGUUGAAGAUGAUGAAGAAUUUUAUGAAGAAGAGGAAGAGGUGGAAGAGGAGGAAAUUGAAGUUAGGAAUGAAAAGAAGAGCUUUGACAUUAAGGAAAUGAAUGUACCAGAGGAGAAGCCUAACAAAGUUGCUAAUGAAGUGAAGAAAUUUGCAGAAGAAAAACAUAACAAAGUUGUUAAUGAAGUGAAGAAAAAUAGCCAAUUCCAUAACAAAACUGCACCUUUUUCUUCAACUGUCAAUAAGCAGCCUCCACCAGUUGUUAAGCGUGCUACUUCGGUUUACACAACUCCAUCAAAAUCUACUCCUUAUUCAGCCUCAGAUGAUUUCCACUACCAGAGUUUCCCACAAACUCAGAACAAAUUGCUGAAUUUAGUUGAUUUAGCAAUGUGGAGAGACGUAUCGAAAUCGGCAUUGGUCUUUGGGAUGGGAACUUUUAUCAUCAUCUCAUCCUCUUACACCAAGGACCUCAACAUUAGCUGUAUUUCUGUAAUUUCCUAUCUGGGACUUGUUUACCUUGCUGCCAUCUUCCUUUACAGAUCAAUCAUCUGCAGGGGAGUUGUGGAUACAGAUGAAUCAACCUGUGUGCUUGAAGAAGUAGAAGCAGUUUGGUUACUUGAAUUGGUUCUUCCUUACUUGAAUGAGUUCCUACUAAAGCUCAGGGCACUUUUUUCUGGUGAUCCUGUUACUACAAUGAAGUUGGCAGUACUGCUGUUUGUUUUGGCCAGGUGUGGCAGCUCCAUAACUAUCUGGAAAAUGGCUAAAUUGGGCUUUUUUGGCGUUUUCACCGUUCCGAAAGUAUGCUCCUCUUAUUCCCACCUAUUAACUGCAUACGGAAAAUUUUGGAUACGACGCUUUUGGGAUGCAUGGGACUCAUGCACACAUAAAAAAGCCGUGGCAGUGGUCAUCUUCACCCUGGUUUGGAACCUAUCUUCAAUUGUUGCUCGCAUUUGGGCUGCAUUCAUGCUUUUUGUGGCUCUCCGAUACUAUCAGCAAAAAAUGGUGAAAGAUGAUUGGGUGGAGGAUGAAGGUGGGCCUGGUACUGGAGAAACAUGGCAAGGACCGAUGGGAAGACAUGGGGUUGGGCCACCUAGAGCAGCGCCAAAUAAAGUGAAGAAAGGAUCUUAAGAGUGAGCUUUGGCCCAUGCCUACUAUUAGGUGUUGUAUUGUUUACAAGACACGUUCCAAGUUGUUGUUUUAUGUUUUAUGUUUUUUUUUUAAUAUAUAUCUUUAUAAUAAUAUAUUUUCUCUGUUUUUUUUUUUUUGGGCCGUGAAAAUCACAUAAUGGUUUUGGUCGAGUUGAGCCCUUUUGUUACACCUAAAAAUGGGAUUUGAGUUCCUCUCAAUAAAAACUUUAUCCAGAAAUAACAGACUUUUAAAUUACUGUU